UCUUAAUAAGACAAAAUUCACUUUAAUAUAAGCCAAUAAUACAACAAGAGACCUUGUCCAUUUCUCUAGAAAGAAAGCAAAGAAAACUUCCUCAGAAGUUCCAAGAAAAUGCUCAAAAAACAACAUUAGAAACAGAGAGAGAAAAAGAAGACGAAGAAAUGGGGAGAGCUCCUUGUUGUGAUAAGGCUAAUGUGAAGAGAGGACCAUGGUCACCAGAAGAAGAUUCUAAGCUUAAGGAAUUCAUAGACAAAUAUGGCACUGGUGGAAAUUGGAUUGCUCUUCCUCAAAAAGCUGGAUUAAAGAGAUGUGGAAAGAGCUGUAGAUUGAGAUGGCUGAAUUAUCUAAGGCCUAAUAUCAAACAUGGUGACUUUUCUGAUGAGGAAGAUAGAGUUAUAUGCAGCUUGUAUGCCAGCAUUGGAAGCAGGUGGUCAAUUAUAGCAGCUCAAUUACCGGGAAGGACUGACAAUGAUAUUAAAAACUAUUGGAACACAAAACUCAAGAAGAAGCUCAUGUGUUUAAAAUCACCUUUCUUUCCACCAACCCAACCUCAAACAUUUUCAAAUCUGUUUAGAGAUUCAUAUUACACCACAACUGGGCUAGAGCACAUGAUUUCAUCAGCCCAACCAAAUCUUAUGUGCACUAGCAAUAACAUGAACUUUCAGUUGGGGACAAAUCAAUAUUCCUAUUUUCAGUGUCAAGAUCAGAGCUUAAUGAAUCCCAUGCAACCAAGUUGUUCCUCAUCUGAUGGAAGUUGCAACCCAAUGAGCUAUGGAAAAGACAUUAAACAAGAGGAAAUGGGCAGUUGUUUACAGGGUCAAAUUCCAACAACUUUUGAAGAAACCCAAAAAUUUACUCUUGAUUAUGGUAACAAUAUUGGAGGUGGUAAUGAUCACCAGCUUGGCACUUGGGCUGAUCAAAGGCCAAAUGGAAUUUUUAAGAACAACUUUCGAAGUAGUCAAUUCCAGUCUGAUAUUGAAGAAGUUAAGGAGCUGAUUAGUAGCUCUAGCAAUGGAAGUGGAUGUAAUAACAGUUUUUUCUUCUACAAUGAUGAAAACAACACAAAUGAGAGAGGGAUGUACUAUUACUAGAUAAAAAUUAAAAUAACUGGCCGGGUUUAAUUUGUGUAGUUGUGAACUUGUGAUGGAAUUGAAUUAAUGAAAAGCUUCUAUUUUAUCGCCAUAGAGGCUUUUCUUUUUGUGCAUUUA
This is a messenger RNA of Nicotiana tabacum (common tobacco), 1205 nucleotides long. RefSeq lists its product as uncharacterized. NCBI's taxonomy places the organism in Eukaryota, Viridiplantae, Streptophyta, Magnoliopsida, Solanales, Solanaceae. The record is from RefSeq and is a predicted model, not a curated record.